UUCUCUUUUCUUACAUCAAGAUCUUCUCUUUGUGUGUGAUUAAAAUUAUUUAUUGAAAUCGAUUUAAUAAAGUAGGAAAGUUUUGUGGCGUUCCUUUUCCCCUCCCAUUUCGGUUCCCACUGAAUACAUGACUUUGCAAUGUAUUAUCUGUAUACGCUAACUCGUUAUUCUGUCAUUCUCUCCUUGGCUACCAUCGACAACCAUCGCCGUUGCACCAGUAUCCUGCUUCUUUAACUGAUCUACUCGUUUUUUCUUUAUUUACAUUCGUGAACAAUCAAACAACGGUUACUCGGUUGUUGUUGAUGUUUUUACUGUUGUUAUUCUUUGGUUCUCUGGAUACACCGGAUUUUGUUCUUCUUACUUCCUGGCUUACCUGGGUGAUAGAACAUGGACAUCGCGAAGGCCUAUCAUUAUCUCUUCGAGGAAAUUGCAGAUCCCAGAGUGGCGAAUUUUCCUCUAAUGAAAGAUCCCUUCGCUGUGACAUUGAUCUUGCUUGCUUAUCUAGAGUUUGUUCUUCAUAUCGGACCUCGUUAUAUGAAAAAUCGGAAACCUUACAAACUGAACAACUUUUUGAUUCUGUAUAAUAGUCUGUUAGCAAUUGCAAGUGGAGUCACAUGUUACGGAAUUCUCACGUCGGGUUACACGACGAAUCUUUCCCUUGGAUGUGAACCUUAUCGUAUUUCUUAUGAACCCGAACCUCUUAGGAUGGCUGGUUGGGUCUGGUGGGUCUUCAUAAUGAAAGUAGUCGAAUUAAGUGACACAAUUAUUUUUGUCCUUCGAAAGAAAUUCAAUCAGACAUCUUUUCUUCACGUUUAUCAUCAUGCUACAACGGUUUUUAUGGCAUGGGUUACUUGUAAAUACGUUCCAGCUGGUAUGUGGACUUUUAUAAUUAUUCCAAAUUGUAUGGUCCACGUAAUCAUGUACACUUAUUAUCUAUUGGCUGCUUGCGGACCAGAAGUAAAAGAGAGGAUCAAUCCGGCGAAAAAAUAUAUCACGAAACUACAAAUGAUACAAUUCACCGUUAUGCUGAUACACACAGCUCAAGCAUUCAUGCCCUCGUGCGAUCCAAACAGGAAAUAUUUGGCAUGCUUGUAUGCGUUUCAAGUGAUCGUAAUAUUUUAUAUGUUUUGCGGCUUUUACAAAAAGUCUUAUACGGAGAAGAAGCUGGAGUAAAAGAUCCUCGGUGUUAAUUAAAAUGAUCGAAUGAAUGAAACAAAGGAUAUUAAAAGUUUCUUGCGUGAGAUAAUAAAUGGAUGAAUAUAUUUUGCACACGCUUACGCAUAUAUGUAUAUAUAUAUAUAUAUAUAUAUGUAUAUCGAUUAGAACUUACAAAAUCAAGCUUUUCCAUCUUAUUUAUCUUAAAAAGAUAGGAAUGAAUCUCUUAUAAAACAAUUUUAUAUUUUCUUAAUGGUACUU
This is a messenger RNA of Polistes canadensis, 1416 nucleotides long. Its product is annotated as elongation of very long chain fatty acids protein 1-like. Gene Ontology annotation, cellular component: endoplasmic reticulum membrane. The coding region runs from base 388 to 1173 and encodes 261 amino acids. The transcript is spliced from 6 exons. NCBI's taxonomy places the organism in Eukaryota, Metazoa, Arthropoda, Insecta, Hymenoptera, Vespidae. Gene Ontology annotation, molecular function: fatty acid elongase activity. The record is from RefSeq and is a predicted model, not a curated record. Gene Ontology annotation, biological process: fatty acid elongation, monounsaturated fatty acid; fatty acid elongation, saturated fatty acid; sphingolipid biosynthetic process.